Molecule: messenger RNA, 2048 nt
Organism: Schistocerca cancellata (South American locust)
Lineage: Eukaryota; Metazoa; Arthropoda; Insecta; Orthoptera; Acrididae
Exons: 11
Coding region: 276-2048 (590 amino acids)
Source: RefSeq, a predicted model, not a curated record
GUGUAGUGUUUGUGUUGGUAUUGUGAAGUGCCAACAGCUGUGAACUUUUUUCUUGUUUAAUAUAUUCCACACCCCCGCCAGCAAAUAAUGAUGGUUGCUGGCUAUGAUAUGUUGCUGCAGUUGCGGGUAACGAACCAACACUUCGUCAGACGUAAAGCGUAGUUAGGAGUUCGUCAGUGCGUGACGUGUGUGCAGAGCUACUAUUUUGUGUGACACCACAGGUGAGGCCGUGGCCGAAUACGGACUGCACUCCGUGGACGUCGGACGGUACCCCGAUGCUGCGGCUGCCGACGGAGUCCCGGGGCUGCCGGGACGACGGGGUGGAGGUGCGGCGGGACGCGUGGGGGCGGCCGCCGCAGCCCACCUGGGAGUGCGAGAGUGGCACUGGACUUUAUUCGUUUGUGGACUCCUUCAGCCAGUCGAUGCAGGUCCUGGGCAGCCGUACUGCGGACGACGCAAUGGGUAUCGGUGCGGGUGACGUGCCACCGGACGCGUCUCCUGUCGGAUUGCCGGCGGUGCCGUACCCCGUGGCCGACUCCGUGGGGCUGCAGGAGCUGCAGAAUGCGAUGGGAGCCACAGACGAGGAGAUGGCCAUCCUGCAACAGCUGGGGGGCGAGGGGCCCAUCUGGGUACCUAGCAAGGGCGAGGCUUCGGACCUGCUGUCUGCACCCAAGGUAGAGGAGGAGGAGGAAGAGGCGGACAUUGUGGACCUGGACUGCCAGCGGAGGGCCCCAGAAGUGUCAUCCACUGGAGUCUCCUGCGGAGGCGGCGAGGGUGCGGCCGCGACGGCGGUGUGUACCGGCGGGGCUCCGGUGGACGUCGGCGGAGCGGUUCCGGACGCCUCCGACCGGCACGCCGUAUCUGCGCCUAGAGCUGCCGCACCUGCUGCAAAGGUUUCUGCUAAAAGGAAGAGGCAGCGCCGGACGCGGCCGGCGAAAGCGGCCGGCAGCGGCGGGGAGAACCUGCUGGCGGCGUACGAGGCGAAGGAGAUGGUGUGCCCGUCCUGCCACCGCUUCUUCCUGGGCAUCUCCGCCCUCCAGCAGCACGUGCGAUUGGCGCACGACGGCCGCGUCGACCCCAUCAAGAGAAGGAAAAAUCACUGUUCCUCGGUAUGCGGCCCGUCCGAGUGCGUCGCGACCUCCGCGCUGGGUACGCCUGCCGACUCGCCGCCCCGGCUGGUCUGCCCGCACUGCCGCGAACUGCUGGUCGGGAGGGACGCGCUGGUGGCUCACGUCGCCGAGGACCACCCGAGCAGCGCGGUGCCUACCGACUUCGCCACGUUGACGGCGCCGCCGAACGGCAGCAGUGAAUCGGUGGGACUGAAGACGCACAUCUCGACGGCUCUCGGAGGGCUGCUGGACCGAGCCCUCAACAACCGGCCGGAGAAGGGACCCGGCUCAGGUGACUCCGCCACCCACCACCGUCGGAGCCGACAGACACCGAGUGUGCCGCCGAAGCUGAACGCCCCGCGAUCCGAACCCGAGACUGAGGCCGGGUCGUCGCCGUCGGGCCGGCCGCGACGCGUGUACGACACGGAGCUCGCCAGGCGGGUGUGGCAGCAGUUGAGUUCGAGGCAGCCCCCCACCGAGUUGGAGCUGCAGCGCGCGACCGCGAGUGCCGACGGCAAGUUCGUCCUGUACCCCUACGUCUGCUUCUACUGCGAGUGCCGGUUCGAGCAGCAGAGCGUUCGGAACAGGCACAUGGUGCAGGCACACAAGAACGAGAUCAUCACCUCCAAGGCAUCGCAGUUGGAGCCUGACGCCAACCCGGAUGACGUAUCUGCCAGUGAAGACUCCGACCACAACUGCGGCAUCGACUUCGGCGCUUCACGAGGACUACCCGCGCGCGGCGGAGCGGAAUGCGGCAGGCCGGAUCCCCUGCCGCGGGAGACAUCGCCCGCGCCGCACGGGGGAGUCUCCGCACCCGCGUCUCCGUACGGCGAGGAGACUGUAAAGCAGAAGGCGAUGGCGGCUCUGCGCGAGCUCGGCGUGUGGGACCGCAGGCGCAGGGGCUGCCGGGACCAGAGUGUGGGCGUGGGCGGUGAAUAA